Messenger RNA from Cygnus atratus (black swan), 1967 nucleotides. It is a transcript of the gene CD58, whose product is annotated as CD58 molecule. The record is from RefSeq and is a predicted model, not a curated record. The coding region runs from base 93 to 1037 and encodes 314 amino acids. The transcript is spliced from 10 exons. NCBI's taxonomy places the organism in Eukaryota, Metazoa, Chordata, Aves, Anseriformes, Anatidae.
GCCGGGGCGUGCCGGGAGGCGGGCGGCCCGGGCGGACGGUGGCGCCCGCGACUUCCGUUUUCUCUCCGCCUUUGCUGGGGGGUAGAGCAGCGAUGAAGCUGGUGGCCCUGCGGGGGCUGGAGAAGCUGCUGGUCAUCGGCUCCUUCUUGGCACACAUCUACUGUGAAGAGGAGGUGUUUGGCAUUUCCGGAGAAAAUUUUACUUUUCCAGUAAAAUCAGACAAAAAAAUAAACGAAGCUAUUUGGACGAAAAACAAAGAUAAAGUGGCUGAAUGGGAAGGGCAAGGCGAACCAACGUAUUUUAAUUCUCUCCAGGAUAGAAGCUUGCUUAACAAGGAGAGUGGGAACUUGACUAUAUUUGGACUGGAGAACAGUGAUAAUGGAACAUACACUUUAGAACUUAUUUUUAAUGAUAGAAAAAGUGAUUUCUUAACCUUUAGACUCACUGUGUUAGCUCCCCCUUCUGAACCUCAGAUAGGUUGCAACUUGAGUGAUGACAACGUCAUGCUAACAUGUGCAGCAGAUUUCCAGAAGCCUCUGAAUUAUAGUUGGAAGAUCACUGGCAUAGCAACCACUUUCUGGGUCCAGGAUGUUGUGAUCCGUAAAGGGGAUGUUGAUACUGGGGGAAAAGCUGCAUGUUUCAUUGAAUACUUCGAAACGAAAAAGAGCUCCGAAAUCACUUUGAGUCAGUGUUUUCCAACUUAUCAAGGAUACGGAUAUCAAAAAAGAAGCAGACAUGGGCUUAUUGCUGCUUUACUUGUAUGUCCUGGCGUGGUUGGAACUGGGCUACUAAUAUACCUGUUCAAAAGAAAAAAAGCUAAAUCUGGAACAGGAGGAGCUGAUCAGAGGAAUACUCCAGAUGAGGAGGAAAUAAAAAAUGAAGUAAAUGGUGGUAGGCCUGGAAAUGAUAACAUAGCUGCAUCUAUGCGACCUCCUGACAUUGAGGACGAAGAGACAGAAGCAGCAUCUGGAAGGGGACAUGAGGACAUUGUGGAGCCAGCAAGUGUUGCCGAGGAUGUGGAAGAUGGAAAAUGCUAGCAUCUGAGCAGCUGUUCCCCCAUCAGUGAAUCAGAAUCUUACGCCAUAAGUAAUUGACUUGUGGACCAAACAAUGUUUUGACCUAAUGGGAGAGAAUUCAACAGGGAAAGAGCCACUAUCUUUUGAAGGUUUUCCAGAAAUACUGAAGUCAUCUGCAAAGAAAAGUUUUGAAGGCUAGUGGAGCUGAGGAGAAACUGCCUGGUUUUCUUUCCUCAUAAUGGAUAGCCUCCUUUUCUUCAUGCUGCAUGAAGAUAAACAGCUUGAGUCAUGAGCAGCAAUAUCUACUGUACAGUUCUGUAUCAGUUUUUAAUGAACAGCACUCUACUAACAAAAAAAAUGAACAGCCAAGGAUUUUUUUUUAUAACUGUUGUGUAGAACCAUCAAAGAGCCCAGGCUGGAAGAGACUUUGAAAGAUCAUCAAGAACAACCUUUUGAAGUUGGCAUUCUUUCAGAUACUAAAGAUUUAUCCACAUUCAAAUAUAUAGAUCAAAAACUAAUUAGCUUUCUGUGCAACUACUGGAUCAGUAUAUUUUACAGUCAGAAGAGAGAUGGUUCAUCCUUCAGAAGCUCCAGAUGGAUCGAAAUUUGAAUUUGCUAGUUUGGGUUCCCCAGCAGGAACUCAGUGAUCCAGACAAGUAUUCUUGAAGAAAAUUAUCUCAUGGAGUCAACGGAAGACUGGCAAGCUGUGAUCAUUUCCAGUGGUGGUUAUCUUUAAGAUAGAGCUACAACUCAAUUUAUUCUUGCAUUAGAACAAACCUGCCGCUGUUAGCACUGUUUUGUUUUUUUCGACCUUGAACUUUUGAUAUUCUUUGCACUUUCAGCUUUCUUUUAUGUCUUAACUACUGUUUCACAUUAUUCCAAUAGAAUGUCAGUCUAUCCAUUUCUAAAGAAUAGUAACAUGCUUUUGUCUCCAGCAUGAGCAAACUAAAA